Molecule: messenger RNA, 2769 nt
Organism: Hydractinia symbiolongicarpus
Lineage: Eukaryota; Metazoa; Cnidaria; Hydrozoa; Anthoathecata; Hydractiniidae
Product: long-chain fatty acid transport protein 1-like
Exons: 9
Coding region: 363-2201 (612 amino acids)
Molecular function (GO): long-chain fatty acid transmembrane transporter activity; long-chain fatty acid-CoA ligase activity
Source: RefSeq, a predicted model, not a curated record
AACAAAAAAGGUGUUCUUCAAACUUGAAUUAUAUUUCAAACAACCCUGUUAAAGCGUUAUUAUGUUAGAGGGAUAAUUUCUCUACGGGCUCUGUGGUGGAGAGCAGUAUUUACUGACUACACAGUGUAGCUAUAACUUUAAUGAUGGCGCAGACUUUCUACCUUGAAAACUAAAGAGCUCAUCACGAUGUGUUAUAAAAAAAUUGUCUUGCCUAUUUUUGUUAGUGACUUUACGGUAAAUAAUAAUGUUAAACAAGACAACUUAUUUGGAGUAUUUUAAGUCCGUUUUUUGUAAAAUUCGAAGUUGCGAGUGUAUUCAGUUAAGUGGAUAAUUUUGAUUGGUGUUUGGUAUAAACAUUCAACAUGUCUUGUGGCUGCUGUCAUCGUUGGAGUGUAUACAAAAGAACGCUCAAACGAGAUUUAAGGUUUGUGAGAAUCGUAGCGGGAUUAGAGAAGGGGAUUAGAAAAGCAAUCAAACACGAUCAACUUACAUCGGAUAUUUUCGAUUCCACCUGCUCAAAAAGACCGAAUAAAUUAGCUGUGGUUUCAGCUUAUGAUGAUGUCAAAUAUACGUUUGCCGAACUCAGAGACUUAGUUAAUAGAAUUGGAAAUAUUUUCUAUGACUCCGGCUACAGACAGGGAGACGUGGUCGUUCUGUUCAUGGAAAAUAGACCAGAAUAUGUGGCGUUUUGGUUGGGUCUUUCUAAACUUGGGGUGAUCACGUCGCUUGUAAAUUAUAAUUUAAAACGAGACAGCCUUCUGUACUGCAUAUCCGUUGCAAAUGCUAAAGCCGUCAUUUUUAGCAAUUCCACAGAAGACGCAUUAAGUGAAAUACAAACGGAAUUGAAUGGUCUGGAUUUCUUUUGUUACGGCCGGAGUGAGAAAAUUAAAUACGCGACAGAUUUGCCUGGUUUAAUCGAGACAACGUGCACAAGUAAUCCACCGAGACCGGAAGGAAUCUCUUUCUAUGAUAAGUUGAUAUAUAUGUACACAUCUGGAACAACAGGACUUCCAAAACCAGCAGUAAUUCGACAUACAAGGUUCUAUUUUAUGGUUAAUGGAAUGGCAAGUUCGUUUGACAUUACUCAUCAGGACACAAAUUAUGUUGCUCUUCCUCUUUAUCACUCCAACGGGGGAGUGGGAGGAAUCGGAAUGAUGAUAUACCGCGGAACAACUGUGAUCAUCGCCAAAAAAUUUUCAGCUAGCAGAUUUUUUCAAGAAUGUGCUUAUCAUGGUGCCACCAUGUUCAACUACAUCGGAGAAACAUGCCGCUAUCUUCUUGCUCAACCACCUUCAAAAUAUGAUAGAGCGCACAGAAUUCGAUUAGCUAUAGGCAAUGGGUUGAGACCACAGAUAUGGUCCGAAUUCAAAAACCGAUUUGGAAUUGCUGUAAUUGGUGAAUGUUACGCAUCUACAGAAGGUAAUGCGAAUAUGAUAAACAUCGACAACAAAGAAGGCGCUGUUGGAUUCAAUUCGGUCAUUGCACCUGGAUUCUAUCCAAUACGCUUGAUAAAAGUUGAUCGCAUGACUGGAGAUAUACAAAGAGAUGACAACGGAAUGGCGAUCGCGUGUGAGCCAGGUGAAGCCGGAGAGUUGGUAGGAAAAGUUCGAAGUGAGUACCCAGAUGAUCCUGUGCAUCAAUUUGAUGGUUACGUGGACAAAGAAUCGACCGAUAAAAAGAUUGUUAGCGAUAUUUUCAAUAAGGGGGAUUCCGCCUUUCGUUCUGGUGAUAUUCUAGUGCAAGACGAGUUUGGUUAUUUUUACUUUCAAGACCGCGGUGGAGAUACUUUUCGAUGGAAAGGAGAGAACGUCGGCACGGCAGAAGUAGAAGCCGCCAUUAGUCGGAUUUUAAACAUGAUGGAUGUUGUCGUGUACGGUGUGGAGAUUCCAGGUAUUGAAGGGCGAGCCGGUAUGGCUUGUAUUGGAGAUCCGGAUUAUAGAGUGGACUUAAAUUAUUUGCGUUGUGAGUUACUCAACAGAGUUCCCAACUAUGCCAGACCGCAAUUUGUAAGACUUUCCAGCGAUCACAUCGAACAAACAGAAACAUUUAAAUACAAAAAAGUGAAAUUACGUGAAGAAGGAUUCGAUCCUCGAAAAGUGAUUGAUGAUCGGUUAUAUUAUAACAACCAAAGGACUGGAAAAUACGAAGUCUUGGAUAUAUUAGCUUAUCAAAGAAUUAUUGAUCAUAAUAUUAGGUUUUAAUCACCUUCGCUGGCUGCCGUGGGGGUAGAAUUAUAUCGUAUCGAACCGAAUGGGAUUUUAUGAAAAUAUACUUUUCGAAUCCUAUACAAAUAUUUGCACAUCUCACCAACAUUUACAUUUUUUAGGAGUAGUUUUAAAAGGUAUCACAAAUUACAAAAGGAACAGGGGAGAGCUGGAUGUAUAUUUGUGAAAUACAAGAGUGAAUUGUCAAAAAUAUUUAUUACAUCAUCCAUAACUAUUUUUCGCUGGGUGUUUUUUGUGCUAUAUAAAUUACCUCAAGGGAAAAAUAUUGUUUGCGGAAGAAAAAAAUUGCAAAGUAUGCGAAUAGGAAUUUGAGAAUUGCGCUAAAUACGGAAUAAUUACACAUGUAAGAAGUGGAAAUUUAUGAUGAAUUUACAAGAAAAGUUCUGAAAAGAAGGUAUGCGAAAUAAAAAAUUACGAACGUCUAUCCAUACUAACCUAAAAAUGCAGGAUUUGAGUUUGAGAAUACAUUAAUUGCAAACAUGAAUUCCGUAUUCUUUCUUUCGCAUUAAUUUUUUUCCUUAAGAUAUGCUGUGCGAAAAUCAUU